GUUCCCCUCAAAUGAGAGAAGAUCCUGAAGUCAGAGGACAACUUGGCGAAGUGCUGCUGCACUUUUCAAUUUUCAGUACAGAACCUGACAGAGAAUUCUGAAAUCUUGAACAUGUUUUUCCGAAUUCCUCAGAGCAGUCAGCAGGAAUAGGUGCACUGUGUGUACUGGGUCUGUGGUAGCUCUCAUGUAGGCUAUUCAGAUAAAGCUUCAGUUGGAUUUUGUUCCCAGUUUUUACCCUACAGUACUACAAUGAUAGCGUCACAGGCACACAAGUGGACGGGAUGUUUGACCUUCUAAGACCUGUGAGUCACAUUCAAAUAAGAAUGGAGCCCUGUUAUUGAUGAGUCGGAGAGAGAGAGAGAGAGAGAGAGAGAGAGAGAGAGAGAGAGAGAGAGAGAGCAGCUGUGUGAGUGUGUGAGAGAGAGAGGUGCUCAGUCCUGAAGAGAUCACACAACGACACAGAGCCUAGCUAGCGCUGCUGAGACGUAACUCAUAGGAGUAUGCAGAGUAGUAUCUAAGUUUGUCCUGAGGACAGACACCACAACUGAUCAGAAUGGGAAACACUGAUAGCCAGUACAGCAGCUUUAACGUCCCUGGGAAAUCCAAAUCCUGCUCUCUAAAGUUCUACUCCGCUAAAGAGGAGGCCCUGUCCCCCCAUAGCUGGUGGAGGGGCAGCGAGGGGAGCGGCCAGGGAUACAGAACCAGAGGCAAAGGGGGGAGGGUCUGCCUGCCCCAGCACAAGAUCACUCACAACCAGCCGUAUGGCUCUUCGAAACACUAUGAGCACCACAUCACUAAGGAGGGAAGGGAACUGGGGGGGCCCCCGGGAGCCAAGCUGAAGCCCAUCUCUCCACAGAGGUGUGGCAGAGGGGACAGUUCCCAAGUGACCAGGAAAAAUGUCUGUCAUACAGGUUACAGUUACCUGGAGAGUAGUGGGGAGAGUGUUAACGGUCUCGAGGCUAAUGGACAGCGUACCCCCGAGAGGACUUCUCCGUGUGAGCACAGGGUUCCCCUAGAGAGCCGCAGCAGCCCCAAGGUGCUUCUCUGUAAGGAUGGCAGCAUGCGUGUUGAGUUCACCAACACCAUGCGGAUGUCGCUGGAGCCCCAGGAUCUGUCAGGCCACAGCCACCCUGUGGUAGCCGCCCCCGAGCCCUCUCUGACUAGGACCAGCAAGGGCAGCUCCCUGAGCUCCGAGGGCUCCUGGUACGACUCUCCCUGGGGGAACCCCACGGAGCUCAAUGACAAUGUGUUCACCUGUAGUCAGACCGUAGCGGGGGACAACAGCAGCGGCUACACCACCUACUCCUCCACUCGCACCGAGGAGACGGGCUGCGGCUUCAACACCUUCUCGUCCGCCCACACUGAGGACAUCUCCCCGGGGUUCAACCCCAGCCUCCUCUUCCAGACUGUGGAUGGUAACGGUCAAUAUACAAGCCGAGGGUUUAACAGCAACGGGUAUAACACUUGCUCUUCGGGCCGCACUGAGGACAGUGGCAUCGGGGACUCCAUGAUCCUUCAUCCGGAGAAGAGUCCGUUUAGCCUCAUGUCCCCUCCUGUGUCCCUGUCGGACCUCUACUCUAACCCCAGCGUGGCGGCUGUGUUCCCCACUGCUCAGUUCCAGGACGUCCCCCAGCAACGGGGGUCGCUCACUUCGUUACUGACCCUGGACGCGGUCAUCCAGGAAGAGAGCUCGGGGUUGUACGACCAGCGCUACUCCUCUCACAGUCGCACGCUGCCAUGCAGGAGGGUUACUGCCACGGUGUCCACCGAGCCCUCCGCCAUCGUGGUCGGUAACAGCAGAAAGGACAACCUGAAGAGCCGCAUCAGGCGCCUCGGCGACUGGACGGGAAGUCUGAGCAGGAAGAAAAGAAGACUACAGGAGCCUUACGGUAGUGAGACCAGUGAGGGCUUUAGCAGUGGAGUGGACCAUGGGUUAGGUAACUCUAGCUCCCAGUUAACUGGUCCACUGUGGAAUCCCCUCCACACCCAGGCCUACACCCACACCCAGGGCCAACAGUGCCACAGUGACGCUCUGCGCCAGAACAUCUACGAGAACUUCAUGCAGGAGCUGGAGACAGGACGCAACAGUGGGCCGGAGAGGACUGAGCCCUCGGAGGAGGGAGAGGAGGAGGAGAUAGGAGGAGGGGGGGGAAUAGGAGAGGGAGAGCAGGGGGAGAGCAGUGGCAGUGGCUCCCUGGGUUCCCUGGAGCAGCUGGACCUGCUGUUUGAGAAGGAGCAGGGGGUGGUGCGCAGAGCCGGCUGGCUCUACUUCAAACCCAUCCUCACGCUGCACAAGGACAGGAAGCUGGAGCUGGUGGCCCGUAGGAAGUGGAGGCAGUUCUGGGUCACACUUAAAGGGUGUACCCUCCUGUUCUAUGAGACCUAUGGGAAAAGCAGCUGUCCCGAGCAGGAGCUGUCCCCGCGCUACGCCCUGCUGGCCGAGGACAGCAUUGUCCAGGCCGUCCCCGAACACCCCAAGAAGGAGAACGUCUUCUGUCUGAGCAACGCCUACGGAGAUGUCUAUCUGUUCCAGGCUGCCAAUCAAACAGACCUGGAGAACUGGGUGACGGCCAUCCACUCUGCCAGCGCCUCUCUGCUGGCUAAGAGACAGGGGAAGGAGGACACGGUGCGGUUACUGAGGAGCCAGACACGCGUCCUGCUGCAGAAGAUAGACAUGGACAGCAAGAUGAAGAAGAUGGCUGAGCUGCAGCUGUCUGUCAUCAGUGACCAAAGGAACAGGAAGGCCAUCGAGAGCCAGAUCCAGCAGUGGGAGCAGAACCUGGAGAAGUUCCACAUGGAUCUGUUCCGGAUGCGCUGCUACCUGGCCAGCCUGCAGGGCGGUGAGCUCCCUAACCCCAAGAGUCUCCUGGCCGUGGCAGGACGCCCCUCUAAGACCGCUCUGGGACGCCUGGGGAUCUUCUCUGUCUCCUCCUUUCAUGCCCUGAUCUGCACCCGUGACGAGGCGACCCUGCGGAGACGUUGCCGAUCUUUUUCCAGAGGGGCUCGGAGUAAGAGAGGCCUCUUCUCCUCCCUCAAGGGCCUGGACAGCUUGACCAAACGCAGCAAGGAGAAGAGGGAGUCCGUGUCCCAGGUUUUUGAAGGACAAAGUAUUGGAGUGCCUGCUGGGCAUAUCCCCAACCACUGCAGCUCAGAGAGAUUGGACGCUCUUGCCAAAAUGCAGUUGAUAGCACCACCUGAAGGCAACCCUUGGUACAGCAGUUUGGAAACUCCCGUUUGUGUGAAUAUGCCUGACAGCCAAAGCAUUACUCUGCACAUCAAACCCGAUUUCCUCGUAUCGGACUUGCUAUCUUUGGCCUGUAAGGAGCGUCACCUGGACCCGAGCCAGCACUGCCUGCGUGUGAGGAGACUGGUGGGUCAGGACACGGAGACCUUCUCCCCAGCGCCCACAGACCCACUACGAGACCUGGUGUAUGAAGAGCUUGAGGUCUUCCCACUCAAUGUUUUCACCAUACAACUGUCCCGCCCUGACACAGCAGUAGACUUUGGCUUUGCUGUGACAGGCCAUGUAGACGGAGCCAGGAAGAGCCAUGUCUACUUGAGUGAGGUCAACCCAGGGGGACUGGCUUUCACUGAAGGUCUGAGAGCGGGGGAUGAGAUCUUGGUUGUGAAUGGGACCAGUGUGUCCCAUCUGGACCUGGGGCUGAUACACCUGAUGUUCAACCACCAGAUCCUCCACCUACUGCUCAGACGAGAGGAGCAAGUCCCUGGCGACCACACCUCUGUCUGGCCAGACUGUGACCCCUGGCAGCCAGGACCACCACCACCACCCAGCCACGGUGUCUGGCCUAUAGAUAUGCCACCGCCCCAGGAGCUUCUAGAGAGCUCCGUAGCUCUUCCCUUUGGGGAGGUGUCACAACAACCACGACCUGCAGAUGAGAUGGAGCAGCUCGGCCAGAAUGUGGAGACGGUGUGCUCGCUGUACCAGACCUUCCCAGAGGGCCGUGGGGCGGUGGUGGUCGAGGGCCAGAGAAACCCCUAUUCCAUGGAGCCCCUCGGGCCACAGGUCCAGAAGCCCCCCUGCCCCAGACACAUGUCUAUCUCUGAGAGGCUCUGUAAGGUCAUACAGGAACUGGUAGACACAGAGAAGUCCUACGUCAAGGACCUGGGCUGUCUGUUUGACAUUUACCUGACCCCUCUACAGAGCGAGACCUUCCUCAGCCAUGACGAGAUGGAGUCUCUGUUUGGCAGUCUACCUGAGAUGCUGGACUUCCAGAGAGUGUUCCUACACACCCUGGAGGAGCGCAUCGCCUCCUCGCCCAACUUCAGCUCUCUGGAGACCCCGGAACAGUUCAAGAAACUUCUCUUCUCGCUGGGCGGCUCCUUCCUCUACUAUGCCGACCACUUCAAGCUCUACAGCGGCUUCUGUGCCAACCACAUCAAAGUCCAGAAGGUUCUGGAACGAGCAAAGACGGACCGGGCUUUCAAGGAGUUCCUGGAAGCAAGGAACCCCACCAAGCAGCACUCUUCCACCCUGGAGUCGUACCUCAUUAAGCCAGUCCAGAGGGUGCUCAAGUACCCCCUGCUGCUCCGUGAGCUGGUCUCCCUCACUGACCCCGAAAGCGAGGAGCACAGCCACCUCACAGAGGCCCUGAGAGCCAUGGAGAAGGUGGCCAGCCACAUCAAUGAGAUGCAGAAGAUCUACGAGGACUACGGCACUGUUUUUGACCAACUGGUGGCAGAGCAAAGUGGCCCUGAGAAAGAGGUGACAGAGAUCUCCAUGGGGGAGUUCCUCAUCCACUCCUCUUUAAAGUGGCUCAACCCUCUCCCCUCCCUGUGUCGCAUGAGGAAAGACCCUGAACUGACAGUGUUCGUUUUCAAGAGAGCAGUGAUCCUGGUGUACCGUGAGAGCAGCAAGAUGAGGAAGAGGAUGACCACGUCACGCUCCGACCUGGACCCCUUCAAGUUCCGCUGGCUCAUCCCAGUGUCGGCAGUGCAGGUCCGCCCGGGGAACACAGCAGGAGCAGAGAACCCUUGUGUCUGGGAGCUGGUCCACACCAAAUCUCAGGUUGAGGGGAGACCAGAGACUGUAUUCCAGCUCUGCAGCAGUGGUUUGGAGAAUAAGGCCAGUGUGGUGAAAGCGCUUCGCUCCCUUCGAGACUGCACCCGGAGGCCUCUCCUACCAGAGAGGGGUUCUAGAGAGCACCUAGGCUCCCUCCGCAGGACCCAGCCUGCACCUGUCAGAGACGGCUCAAGGAGGAGAAGACAACAGCGCCAAUCAGAGGCCGGGAGGACUGCAGGCCACCAGCACCACUCAGACGACAGCAGUGUGUCCAGCGGUGGCCCCUACACUGGUCCAGGAGAAACCCACACGGAGCCCCAGCUCCCCAGCCGCUCCUCCACGGGCCUCCCCAGCCUGGAAGGCACCACACUGGGCAAGAGGGCCUGGCUGUGCUCCCUGACCAGCACCCUGGAAGCCCAGCUCCAGAGACUCAACUUCACAGAAGAGGCCGGGCCGAGGAGCACGGGGACCCAGCAGGAGCAUCUCAUACAGGGGGUCCCACAGCCCCACCCUGCUGUCCAGAAGAGGGUGAGCAGUCUGCAGGGGGGCCAGAGGACGCAGGAUAAUGACUCCCAGGGUGUGGACUUCAACGCCCUACUAGGGAGGGACUUCAGUGUGCAGAGCCUGAACUCUGUGGUCAACGAGGACUGCUUCUACGAUACGGUCAUGGGAAUUCAGAAGGCUGCCAUUCCAACGCUAUAGUGGCCUCGGGGAAACUUCACCCCAGAGAGCUGAUGAACACCUGCCUAGGAUCGUAUCACACUGACUACAUUAGAGCCUGGUCAAAGUUGCUAUGGACGAGAGGAUGAAUGUCUUUAAUGUGCUUACUCUGACUCUGCUGAGUAGGCUUUGACUGAAGAACUGAGCUCUGAUCAGUUACUUGACUUGACUGGAUCCUUUUAGCUCCUAGAAGAGCGAAGGCCUGAAGGUCCCACAGUUCCACACCGUCACAGUAAAUGGUUGCCCGUGGGACUCUCCGGUCUGUCCCUAUGUUUUUCCGCACUCUAUAAGCUAUAAACACAGUUGCCUACGUUCAAUAGCGUUCCUUUCACCUUCUUUUUCUUCUCUCGAAUUCAUCUGGUUUGUAAAUAUAAUGCAGUAUCUCAAUCGCGAGUAGCUUUCUAUUGUCAUGGCUUUUUUUGACAAAAGCAGUUGUUAGUUCAAGACUGGAAUUGCUUGAUAAAAAAACAUCUGAUAUGAGUAUUUUAUUUGAACCUGUUCCUAUUUAUAUGUAUCUCUAUAUUCUGUUGUUCACAUGUUAUUAAUAUCCACAGAAAAACUAGGAUUAAGUGUCACAUUUCUAUUUCAUUUAUCUUAUUAAGGUAAAGCAAAGUCCCUUUUCAAGCUCUUUCGUAUUUGAAGUGAUUUGAUGUAUCAACUUGAGGAAUUCAAGACCCUGGGACUACACGGUUCUCUCUGCACAAAGCUCAGUUCUGAGAUAAUUGAACGUCAACAUUUUCCUAUCCCAGAUCUCAGAACUGUUGUGUAGCGAAUUCUUCUUUCAUAUUUUAUAUAUAUAUAUACGCUAGUCUAUCACCUUGCGUACAAUCAUUUUUGAUUGACAACCCAGGAUUGUGUGAUUGGAUCGCAGAUAGAACCUUAUAGCACCGAGUUAAAAGGUGUUUGUGCAGAUAGUGCUUUCUGAUAGAGUUGUUUUUUUGUUUUUUUUCAGCGUAAAAUGACUUUAAACAAAAUCGGGACAUAUCUCACAUGUAAAGGACCACCUAAAGAGCAACUCCGUGUGAAUAACACAUUGUUUGACCAAAAUGUCAGGUGGGACUAUAAGGUUCAAAGGUCACAAAUUGUUGAAAUGUUUGUUAUCAUUAUUCCAAUUUAGCUGAAUUGUAAUUUAUUCUCUAAUAAUGAAUAUUAUUUUCAUAUACAUGACAUUGUACAGGUAAAGUUAAAUGAUGUAAUAUUUAAUAAAAAAAUACAUUUAAAAAACA
Oncorhynchus keta (chum salmon) is the source of this 6966-nucleotide messenger RNA. It is a transcript of the gene tiam2b, whose product is annotated as rho guanine nucleotide exchange factor TIAM2. The transcript has 25 exons. Gene Ontology annotation, biological process: activation of GTPase activity; positive regulation of axonogenesis; small GTPase-mediated signal transduction. Gene Ontology annotation, molecular function: guanyl-nucleotide exchange factor activity; protein binding. Lineage: Eukaryota; Metazoa; Chordata; Actinopteri; Salmoniformes; Salmonidae. The coding region runs from base 554 to 5722 and encodes 1722 amino acids. The record is from RefSeq and is a predicted model, not a curated record. Gene Ontology annotation, cellular component: synapse; membrane.